This is a messenger RNA of Etheostoma cragini (Arkansas darter), 1523 nucleotides long. RefSeq names its product procollagen C-endopeptidase enhancer 2b (gene pcolce2b). The record is from RefSeq and is a predicted model, not a curated record. NCBI's taxonomy places the organism in Eukaryota, Metazoa, Chordata, Actinopteri, Perciformes, Percidae. The transcript is spliced from 9 exons. Bases 141 to 1448 code for a protein of 435 amino acids. Gene Ontology annotation, molecular function: protein binding.
UUUUUCUUUUUAAAGCAGCAGUCUAUGCUUCGUCCCUCCUUCCAGACAGAACAAAUACUAUAUUCAUCUGCUACGGCUUACUGAAACUCCCUGCAUGAACUCCUGGUUACUGUACUCCACCGUUUGAGCUGCAGAACACAAUGCCAUUCAUGCCACGGGGCGAAAACCUGCGAAGCGCCUGCUGCCUUAACGCAGCGAUGAGGAGAACAUGCAGUGUGUUUUGCGCAUGGAGUCUACUGUUCUUAACAGAGGUCUGUGCGCAGUCUCAGCGGAGACCAACAUUCACAUGCGGCGGAAACAUUACAGGAGAUUCUGGAGUAAUCGGGAGCCAGGGGUACCCAGGAGUUUACCCUCCAAAUACUAAAUGUGUGUGGAGGAUAACAGUCCCUGAGGGAAAGGUCGUGGUCCUGUCAUUCCGCUUUAUUGACUUGGAGAGCGACAACCUGUGUCGCUAUGACUAUGUGGAUGUUUACAGUGGCCAUAUUAGUGUGCAAAGACUUGGUCGCUUCUGUGGGACGUUCAAGCCAGGAGCCCUGGUAUCUACGGGCAACAAGAUGCUCUUGCAGAUGGUAUCUGAUGCCAACACCGCUGGGAGUGGCUUCCUGGCUGUUUUCUCUGCUGCCCACCCACAUGAGAGAGGUGAACAGUACUGUGGGGGCAGAUUGGACAAGCCCUCUGGGACUUUUAAAACUCCCAACUGGCCUGAGAAGGACUACCCAGCUGGUGUCACCUGCUCCUGGCACAUAGUGGCACCAAAGAACCAGAUUAUUGAAGUCAAGUUUGAAAAGUUUGAUGUGGAAAGGGAUAACUACUGCCGCUACGACCAUGUUUCCAUUUUCAACGGUGCAGAAAUCAACGACGCCAAGAGAAUUGGCAAAUACUGUGGAGACAGCCCCCCAGCGCCGGUGUUCUCAGACGGGAACCAGCUCCUCAUCCAGUUCCUGUCAGAUCUAAGUCUAACCGCAGAUGGCUUCAUUGGACAUUACAAGUUCAGACCAAAGAAAUUCCCCACCACCACGAUACCACCCACCACUACCACGCAGCCGGUCACCACCAGGCCCAUACCUCUAAAGUACUCUGUAGCCCUGUGCCAGCAGAAAUGCAAAAGACGGGGAACACUUGAGAGCAAUUACUGCUCCAGCAAUUUUGUGAUAACCGGGACUGUCAUUACUGCGGUGAUGAGAGAAGGAAGUAUGUACGCCACCAUCUCUAUCAUCAACGUUUAUAAAGAAGGCAGUCUGGCCAUCCAGCAGGCAGGAAAGACCAUGAGCACCAAGAUCAUCAUCCUGUGCAAGAAGUGUCCAUUUGUCAGGCGAGGCUUGAACUACGUCUUCAUGGGCCAGGUGGACGAGGAUGGCCGUGGGAAAAUUGCCCCCCACCACUUCGUUAUGGCAUUUAAGACAAAGAACCAGAAAGGACUCAACUUUCUGAAUAACAAGCAGUGCUGAGUUCCAGUAGCGCUGAGGUUUUCCACUGGACCGGUUUGCCUGAGGCUCAGCUGUGGAUGGAAGCAAUUUAGCAAA